This is a messenger RNA of Aphanomyces astaci, 786 nucleotides long. RefSeq lists its product as hypothetical. The record is from RefSeq and is a predicted model, not a curated record. NCBI's taxonomy places the organism in Eukaryota, Oomycota, Saprolegniomycetes, Saprolegniales, Verrucalvaceae. Bases 1 to 786 code for a protein of 261 amino acids. The transcript has 3 exons.
AUGCGGAAAGUGCCGUUCUUUCAAACCCUCGAGCCCGAGGGGUUGCUCACGUUGUUGCAGUGCAUGGAAGAAUGGGUGGCGUUGACGGGCGACGUGAUUAUCCGUGCCGGCGAAGAGCGUCGACGUGUUCUUAGCAACAAGACGCGCAUCUUGUUGAAACAUGUAGGGCCGGGCGACUUUUUUGGGAAAAUGAGCUUGAUUGGCGACGCAACCGCGGGGGACGGGGGAAGGAGUUGCCGCACGACGGCCAACAAUGAACAGUUGAAAGCGUUCCUGACUCAGGCGCGCGCCCAGCGGCUGGCCGACGCCAAUCACAGCAAACUCAAAGCCAGUGCUCAAGAAGACGAGAAUGUCCAGUUAACCCUUCACAGUAUGCAGCGCACGGUGACCACGGCAACCCUAGUGCGCAACGCGAUCAAAGCGAUGAAGCGUCUUGCGGCGCGGCGGCGGCGCCGGAUGGCCGUGAUGAUUCGACGGAUGACGCUGUCCGUGCCUAGGGGGAUCGAACUCGACGGCGCCAACAACAUCGCAGACAAGAGCACGAGCUUGCGAUCGACCAUCAAGCACAACACCCUGCGCCAGAACCAACACGGCGAGCCACACAACGAGCGGCCGCCGCCGCCGAUCCUCCGAAACCAUGCACCGCGCCCAGACUGUCAACCUGCUCCUGGCGGUGCGCGGGAGGCGCGAGGUCAGCAUGGACGCGAUGGAGUCGGUCAACGCCAUGUCCCAUCUGACGACGAAACGCGUGGCCGAAUCCAAGCGUGUGACGCUGGUCAACAUUAG